AUGAGAGGCAACGAUAUUUGGAGCCGGAUCACCAAUAUUUUCGUUGUUCCAGGCAACUGGACGAUCCCCAAGAGGAUGCUGCGAUCGACUUUCAUUCCCGGCCUGAUCGGAGCCAUUGCGCUGGCGUCUUCGGCCUCAGGAACCGAGGAAGGACUCCCCAAUUUCCCGAAGGAUGACGGCUUCCCCAGCAACGCUCCCCCGGGAUCCGACAACGAAACAGAGAUCUACCAACGCGCCUUCGGGACCCGGCCGAACGGCGCGCCGGCCAAGAACCUGACAGAAGACGACUUCACCUCGCUCCAGAUCAUCGUCUUCACCGGGAUCUUCGAGGUCGCUUACUUCGUCCAGCUCAUCUACAACAUCACCAACAACGUCACCGGCUACGAGAUCGACGACCCCGACGAGCGCAGCAAAACCCUCGCGGAGUUGACCGCCAUCCAAUCUCAAGAGGAAGUGCACGUGCUUCAGGCCAGGUACCUCUUGUUGCAGAACGAUCGCGACCCCAUCCGGCCUUGCCAGUACAUCACCCCCGUGAGCAACCUCAAAGAUGCGAUCCGCACCAUAUACAAGGCCACCGCCCUCCUUCUCGGCACGCUUCAAGACAUUAUAUACCGCUUCGGGUUCAAUGCCGCCCAGCUCGUGAAACCGAGUUCGGCGAUCUCGGAAAACGAAGCUGAGCAGGCUGCUUUCUUCCGUCAGUACCUCGGUUAUACCCCGACCUCGACUCCAUACCUUACGGGCGCGACUCGGAGUAUGGCUUACUCCGCCGUCCAGCAGAAUUACAUCGUGCCCGGCUCUUGUCCGAACAGCUUUGAGAUCGAGCUUCCGAUUUUCGGUAUGCUCGGCAUUGUUGCAUUCCCGGAUAUGAGUAGGAAGGACAAUCAAACCAUCCAAUUAUUCGUGCCUGGCGACGAUACGAACGUCAUUGACGGCUUGAGCAUUUGCUACGCCUACCAACAGAACGUGCCGCCUUGCGAGUCUCUGACGGAUGCGCAUGUGGAUCAGGGUUACGUGUACUUUCUGGCCAACUAUCCGACCGUCUUGGACACAUUCGGUCUCAAAGGUUUGGUCAUUGGCGUUUUGGUGAACAGCACCAACGAUGUAACGGAUGUUGAUAGCUUAGAUCCAUACAUCUUAUACGGCCCUUUGUUGAUUGCAGAAAAUUGA
Messenger RNA from Bemisia tabaci, 1167 nucleotides. Lineage: Eukaryota; Metazoa; Arthropoda; Insecta; Hemiptera; Aleyrodidae. The record is from RefSeq and is a predicted model, not a curated record.